GCCGCAGCUGUCCGGACUCGAGAAAGGUCCACGCAACCCCCUGAAGAUGCAGUCAUGAUUUUACUGUCGCCUUUCGUACUAUGACAUCUAUGCAACUGCAUGGUUUUAUUUUUUCCCCUUAUUCAUGUUCCAUGCCGUAUAAUCUCUGAGCACCCUUACCAUAUCUAUUUGCUCGUCAGCGAUCGAAUAUCUGAGCAUUAGCAAGCGAUCAUGGCACACAUGGAUGCGGCGGCCGUAUGGAACCCGGCUUUCAGGUCGAAUGAUGAUAUCCCUCCCGUGACGACUCCCACCAAUGACCUCGAGAUCGACACCGCGAUAGAAGCCACUACCAUACCUCUUGGCUCACCUAUGGAAACUCCUCAUGACGUGUCCUUUGGCGACGUACUUUCUCCGACAACCGACUAUACUAACGGCACUCAGGAAGCGACAGCGUCAGAUGUAGGCGGGCCCGGACCUUCCACGAGUGACGAUCAAGAGCCAACCCAAGAUAUAUUGGUCGCAGGGUCACAUGUACACGACACACAAGAAGAACUGGUUACCGCAGAUGGCAAAGUCAUUGAACCAACGGAAGAGUCAGUCGGUGAAAAUGGAGACGCGACCAUGAACAUACACAGUAACCCGGGCGGAGAACAUGUCGCAGACGCCCAGCCAACGAAAACUGGUGAAGAAGAGACGCAAGUGCCUGAGGGAAAUAUCAAUGAGACGGUAGAGUCAGGCAACAUCACGCCCACAGGUCCCACUGGUGCAUACCGUGGAGACGAGCUUCCGAGCACCAAUGGCGGGAUCCAGAGCAGCCAUGAUAUCUGGGGAAGCCCUGCUCAAGAGGAACCUGACGAGGAUGACUUCUUUAAUCAGCUGAAGACGCAGACAAAGCCGAUAUAUUUUUCGCCGGAGACCGAAACUAGGUUUGAAGAAGGCGUGCCGUUGUUGAAUAGGGGUAUUGAUUCGUUGAUCGGGCCCCCCCAGACCGUGGAGAGCCGAAUUGAUAACGUUUUAAAAGACGAUGAAAAUGAUGAAGAUGGGGUUUUUAAGUCUGUGCCAGAUACGACUUCCCAACCGAGUCCUGAAUCUCAUAUUACUCGCAAAAGCACGUUUCAAGUAUUGGAUUCGUUAGGUCUAUCACAAGACUCCACGGUCAAUGCUGUCGACCCGAGCGAGCAGGGAUUCGAAAGUGUUUUUACCGCAGCAGACCCACAGGAGUCCUCAUCUCAGGCUCCUGAUCCGAACGAGCAGGAAUUAGAGAGUGAAUUGGCCGCACCAGGCUCACAAGAAUUCGCAGCCAAUGCAGAUGAUUUGAGCGAGCAGGAGUUCGAACAUAUUUUGUCUGCAACUGGCCCAGAGAAGUCUGGAAAUGCUGCUGAUAGAAGCCACCAGGAAUUCGAAAGCGCUUUAGCUGCGGCAGGUCCACUGGAGGUUUCAACCAAUCCUGUCGAUCAGAGCAAGCAGGAGCUUCAGGGCGCUGUGGCUACAGCAAAGUCACAGUUCCCAGUUGAUGCUGUUGAUCCGAGUGAAAAGGAGUUUGAAAGUAUUUUUGCUGCUGCAGGCUCACAGGACAACAUAAUCAGGAGCUCCUCGGACGAUGAUCUGGCCGCGCGCUGGCAGGCUGAGCUGUCUGAGUCUGACGAACCCGCCAAAGGCCUACCCUCGGAAGACGAGCUCGCAGCUCGAUGGCAAGCAGAACUCGAUGACGAUGAUGAUGACUUGCUUUUCGGGGACGAAUCGGCCGGAGGCUCUAAGCAACCGAGCUUUCAACAAUUGCUUGGGAAUCCUGCACCGUCUGCGCAACCGAGUCUGUCAAGUCCCUUUGGCACACCAGAGAACUCCGGUAGACCCAGAGUGCAGCAAAGCUCCUAUGUGCCACAUCAGCCAUCCACUUCGGAUUUGCUCGAAGGGAUACCUGCAACGUCGAUUGGCUACUUUGCGCAACAACAGCGCCCAACUGCUGGUACGAAGAAGGCCGAAAGUUUCGCUGAACGUGCGAAGGAAGGUUACAGGUCACCUUACGAUCUCCCUGAUGACCUCACUCGGCCUCGUCGACCUGUUGUUGCCAACAGGGCAGUCGUUACGCAACCUGGCGUCCCACCGCCGCCCCCGCGAAGCAAUAGUCUUCCAGUCCCUCCACCGAAGGCAUCAAGUUCAACACCUUCCAUGCCCACACCUGGGACAGCGUCAACUACUACUGCCCCUGCAGCAAAGAAUUUCUUUGAGGAGCUUCCUUUACCACCGCCUCGCGCACCUUCUCGCCCGGCAAGCACGGGGCGAUAUGCACCUGCUCCCAUUGCAGGGCCAGCAGCUCCAUCUUACUCAGCGCCUCCGCCACCAGUCAAUCCGUAUGCUGGCGCCCCCCCUCUUUCUCAGCCAAGCGCCGACUUUCCCCCCCAGUCCCAAUUAGAACAACCUCAAAGAAUAGACCCAUAUGCGAAUCUUUUAACCCCAAGCGCUUCUAGUGGCACAUCUGCCCCUCUCGCCGCAUCGAGAUACUCGCCGAAGCCACCGAACUUGCAAGAUGGAGUCAAACCACCGGCCUCUCCAAAAUACUCUCCAGCGCCUCCACCAGCCGGAGCUCCCCCGCCUGCUCGCAAUCGCUAUGCUUCACAGGCUCCUAGCAACCCUGGUCAAACCGUCACACUCCCGUUUCAGCCCCGUACUUCCAGCCCUCUGGCGUAUCAUGAGAAGGUCUCCUAUCGACCCCAGCAAGGAUUGGAAAAGCGGUCAUCCUUGGAUCAUACGGCUUUCCCUCCCGCCAUUAGUGUGCAAUCUCAACCUGACCCUGCUCUCAACCCACUUUUCACACCUGGUGAAACUGCUAUCGAAGCCACAAUCACCGGCCUUGACGUAAGCGAAGAGAAAGCUAACAUGCAAUCAACGUCUCCCCCAAGAAAUCAAUACGCCCCAGCCGAAUAUGUCAACGAAUUCACUCAGCGGAUUAAUCCAGCCGUUCAAGACAACGUACCGCCAAUUUCUACACCCGCAGUCGACGAGCCUCCAUUUAUCCCGCCUCGUAGAUCGAUGACACAAUCGCCUGGCCAACAAACACUUGGACCCCGUUUAUCUGUGCCAUCAGUUGACCCUCUCCAAAGGCCCGCCUCGGUUCAUGGUUCUGGCUCACCUACUAGAGCCGUGAAUCCCUACGCGCCAGCUCAAACUUCGCUACACAAUCGCGUGCCCUCUCAGCAACUGGAAUUUAUCCCUCCCGUGGACGAUCAGCAGUAUGAUCCCCUUGAACGCUGGAAAGGGGCACCGAUAGUCAAAUUCGGUUUUGGUGGCACAGUCUUGUCGUGUUUUCCCAAGCAUAUACCUCGGUAUACUGCUGGCCAGGUGGCUCCCAGGAUCAAGCCAAGCCCCGGGGAGGUGAAAACCUGCCAGCUCAAUGAUUGGAUUCCGCCCUCGGAAAGCAUUGUACGUCAUCCAGGACCACUCAAGUCCAAAUCCAAGAAGAAGGACCUUCUUGCUUGGCUUUCAAGUAAGAUAGCCGCUUUCGAGAAUGAAGGUAUGCCGGAAAGUGCUCGACUGCUCCCUGAUGGUCACAAGCGCUACGAUGAGAAGGUGCUAUUGUGGAAAGUUGUUCGUAUCAUGGUUGAGCACGAUGGCGCUCUGGAAGGCUCGUCUGAGCUCCAGAAGUCCUUACGCAGUAUCAUCAUCCCUUAUCUACAUAUUAAUGAGGCCGACGAAAGCUACGAAACAGGCUUUCGGCCAGUCAACGCUGCUCGUCCCAUCGAUGCGCCAUCUCGUCCCGAUGCUAGUGAUUCUCAAGCCAUUGAGUCGCUACGGAACAAUCUUCUCAUAGGAGAGCGCGAAAAGGCAGUCUGGGGUGCAGUGGAUAGUCGCCUGUGGGGUCAUGCAAUGCUUUUAGCUUCGACUAUGGAUCGUUCCGUUUGGAAGCAGGUCAUCCAGGAAUUCGUACGACGUGAAGUCAGAUCGACUUCUGGAACUACCGAGCCACUCGCGGCACUCUAUGAGAUUUUUGCUGGAAAUGUCGAAGAGAGCGUCGAUGAACUGGUUCCCCCGUCUGCAAGGGCUGGACUACAGAUGAUCAGCAAGGUAGACGGACAUGGGUCUUCCAGAAACGCGCUAGAAGGCUUGGAAAGCUGGCGGGAGACACUCGGACUUGUCUUAAGCAACCGGAGUGCGGAUGAUCAUCAAGCUCUUCUGGCUCUCGGGCGGCUGCUCUUGAACUACGGGCGUACAGAAGCUGCGCACAUUUGCUUCAUCUUCUCACGGGCGGCAGUAUUUGGCGGCGUUGAUGAUCCUAAAACGAGCAUAGUUCUCUUAGGGGUUGAUCAUCAGCGAUCUUCUACUUCUGCGCUGCGAGAUGAAGACUGCAUCUUGCUCACCGAAGCCUAUGACUUUGCCAACUCUGUUCUGUCGGCUUCUCCUAAGCCGCCGCUCCCCCAUCUCUUGGCGUACAAGUUGACAUAUGCUUGGUCUCUCGCCGAUCGUGGCCGUAAAGCAGAAGCUCAGCAAUACUGUGAUGCAAUCGCGGCCACCGUGAAAGCAACAACCAAAUCGUCACCGUAUCACAACCAACACCUGUAUUACGGAGUGGACGAGCUCUCAGCGCGUUUGAAGCAGUCAGCUAGCGAUGGUGGGUCGUCUUGGAUCUCAAAGCCCAGCAUGGAGAAGGUUUCUGGCUCAAUGUGGGCAAAAUUCAACAGUUUCGUUGCCGGUGAAGACAGCGAUGCUGCGUCCACUGAUCCUGCGAAAGGUGGCGAGGCUGAAAUAGGUCCGUUUGCCAAAAUAUCUGGCACACCUACCGUGAGCCGCUCGCCCUCCAUGUCGGACAUUUACGGAGUGCAACCAAGUCAUGGCACUGUCCCGUCACGCUAUCUGCCGAACAACCAACAUGCCCCAACUUCUUCACCUGAGCAAUUCCGUGGCAGGUCAUCUCUCGACUCACAGAGAUCCUCCUCUUACGGGUUUGGUCUUACACAGCGACGAGAAUCGCAGGAGCCUUCAACGCCAGUCGACAAUGGUCCAUAUCAGGCCGGAAUGUUCUAUAACUCUCCGCCGUCAACUGCAGGCUACCAGCAUACACCCCCUCAAUCUUCUUAUAUUCCUCUGGCACCGGUCGAGGAAGACCUGGUCUCUCAGCCCCAGACCAAGGCUUCGUUUGCUCCAGGCCCAGGUUCACCAAGUACCGUGUCUCCUUACCAACCCCCUGGGUAUGGAUCCUUUGGCCAGCCCCUCCAUGAGACUCCAUCUGUUGUCUCUAAUGCGGAUGAGGGUGGCUACAUGCCUCCAGUUGGUGGUGGCGGCUAUGAACCGCCCGCAGAUUCCAAUAUUGCAUCUGAAUCGGAAAUGCCCGAGGAACAGAAUAAUGAAGAGCCUGUGAAGAAGAAGUCUUUCAUGGAUGACGAUGACGACGAUGAUAUAGCUGCUCGGGCCGCUGCAAUCCAGAAAGCGGAAAAGGCGCGGAAGGACCGUGAAGCAGAUGAAGCCUUCCGGAAGGCCGCAGAGGCCGAUGCCAAGCGGGCUGCACCCGCCAAGAAGGGAUGGUUCGGCGGUUGGUUCGGUGGGAAGAAAGAAGGCGAGAAUGCCGGAGGGGGCCCUAUCCGAGCGAAGCUUGGCGAGGAGAGUUCCUUCUACUAUGAUACUGAGUUGAAGAAAUGGGUCAACAAGAAGGAUCCCAACAGCGCAACUGCGGCUCGUGCCACGCCGCCGCCACCACGAGGAUCGGCGCCCCCGAGCCGAACCGCCAGCGGCAGCAGCGGCGCACCACCGCCACCUGCGUCAAGCGCAUCUCCGAUGCUGUCCGGUGCUGGUAGCCGUCCCUCAUCUGCUACAGGUGCCAAUCCUCCGCCACUUACUGGCAGCCCAGCACCACCGUCCGCCCUGGGUGUUGCGCCUCCAAUCCCGCGAUCGAUCUCUACUGGUGCCGCUGUUCCUACACCGCCCAGUGCUGGCCUAACCGCCCCUCCCCGGCCUGCGACCUCGUUGAGCAAUGCUAGCUCCAUCGACGACCUGCUGGGAGCACCACAAGCACGCAAAGGGCCUGCUGCCAAGGGGAAGAAGAAGGGGCGUUAUGUCGAUGUCAUGGCUAAAUGAUCUCCUAUUCUUUCGCCGCUUCACGUCCCGUACCUCAGCUUCGGACCUUAUUUCUGGGACAUUUUUCUUUUCAUUUACCUAAUACUUUUCUUUUCUCAUAAUGUCUAACGAUUCCUCUUUGUCGGACCCAUUCGCCAAUUCAUAUUCAUGCCAUUGGACGCGUCCAAGCUUUGUCUAGUGAAAGUCGUCGUUCAGUUCGCUCAGGGGAAAAAUAGCGUUGCAUGCUGUCUUCUUCGAGAGUCAACAUGGCCUUUUUUUUUUUCUUUCUUUCUUCAUGGGACGGGACGCUCUUUCCUGCAUGACUGGUUAAUUCUCGUGUAUAUUAGACGUGUGCACAUAUGAUUCUAGCUUCCGUCACCAUGUUGUUUGCUACCAAUUUACCAUUUGAUAUGAGAAUCGAACAACAUGCCUUUUCCGUGC
Messenger RNA from Aspergillus homomorphus CBS 101889, 6465 nucleotides. RefSeq names its product COPII coat assembly protein SEC16 (gene sec16). NCBI's taxonomy places the organism in Eukaryota, Fungi, Ascomycota, Eurotiomycetes, Eurotiales, Aspergillaceae. The record is from RefSeq and is a predicted model, not a curated record. The transcript has 3 exons. Bases 211 to 6045 code for a protein of 1944 amino acids. Gene Ontology annotation, cellular component: endoplasmic reticulum exit site; ER to Golgi transport vesicle membrane. Gene Ontology annotation, biological process: Golgi organization; COPII vesicle coat assembly; autophagy.